Toxoplasma gondii ME49 is the source of this 5900-nucleotide messenger RNA. Its product is annotated as cwf21 protein. The record is from RefSeq and is a predicted model, not a curated record. The transcript has a single exon. Bases 1041 to 3050 code for a protein of 669 amino acids. NCBI's taxonomy places the organism in Eukaryota, Apicomplexa, Conoidasida, Eucoccidiorida, Sarcocystidae.
AAACUGCAUGCUUCACGCUGGGGACCCAGCGGCGAGAAACAUCCUCGGUUUCGCCACUUUUUUCUUUUCACUUCCCAUUUUCGUUUCUUUCACUUCUGGUUCGUCUCUUUUCCGCUGCUUCCCUGGCCGACACAGGCAGGCGCGCUUUUUUCGCCUUCUGUCUCGGUGUUCCGCGGCCUCUCUCUCGGUCGGGGAUGCGUGCUCGCGCCGGUUUUUGUCUGACUUCCCGUGAAAAAGCACCCUGCUUCUUUGUCUUUCUACUCUUUUCCAAUUGUCUGUUUCUUGUUGAGGGGUGUUCCCCGUCUCGGAAGCCGGCUCGCCUAUCUGGACGAGAAAAAAGUUCCUCCAGACGGUCGUUGUCACCGCUCUUUCUUUCUCUCGCCUCCCCGAGUUUCUCGAGUUCGCGAUGAUCAAACCAGCUUUUCGUGAAGAAAUCUGAUUUCUCUGGGCUCUUCUUCUCCCUCGUUGCGUGUCCAUAUCUGUGCCUGGCAAGUACGUUGCGUGACGCUUUUUUUGCGCUGCAUGCUUCAAACAACUUCACCAUCUUCUCUUCUUGUCUCCGUUGUUUCCUCUGUGUCUCUGUCGUUCUCUGAAGCCUCUUCGUCGUGUUUUCACGGAUUUUCCGUCUUCUUUCUCAGCUUUUUUACCCUCCCUUUCUUUGCUUUCGUCUCGCGCUUUCUCUCGUCGCUCGGUCCCCUCCCUGCUCUUUGUUCCGUGUUCACCUCCCCGUCGUUUUUUCGAAAUCUGCUUUUUCGCGCUCUUCUCAGCUUCUUUUCAACUCUCUUCAGUCUGGCUUCAUUGUCUGCCUCUUAACCUCGAAAGACUCUUCCUUAUACUUUUUAUUUCGCCACUUUUUCUCGUCUUCCUCCUCACUCUGCCUCUCCUCUCUCCUGAGGAUCUGUGCAGUCCUGCGCUCUCGGCACCUGCGGAGCUCCCUCCACGAGGAUCUGUGUCCGCCGCCACCCUGCCGUUGCUUCUCGUCUUCUCCGGCCUGCCUGGCUUUUUUGUUUCUUCUUCGCGAAGCCCCCGCCCUCUCCAAGAUGUACAACGGUGUGGGUUUGCAGACGGCGCGAGGGUCCGGGACGAACGGCUAUAUUCAGCGGAACUACUCUUUUCUGCGUCAGCGUCGCACGGACUUUGCGCGGCCAGGCGAGGCGCUCAAGCCGAUUGUGGCGAAGAAGCCUAAGGCGUCUCUAGAGCCUGACGCGGAGCUUCUUCUUCACGAUGAAAAGCGGAGAGUCGAGGUCAAGCUCGCGGAGGAGCGCGAGCUGUUGCUCGCAGAGGGGAAGAGCGAACGGGAAGCCGAGAAGCUGAUCAGGAGUUUGCGGAGUCGACUUCUGAAGGACGUGGAAGUCGCGUUCCACGCGAAGCGCGACGGGGGGCGCGCGCAGGGCCUCUUCGGAACUGCGACGUUCGUCCCGGGUCGAGGCUAUCGAUCUAAGGAGGAGAACCGACAGUCGGCUGCGGAGUUUCGGGUGUCGGAGCAGGCUGUCUCGUCGCAUGCAGUCGCUGCGAAGAAGCAGGAGAAGCUCCGACUCGCGGCGGGGGCGCUGAACAUCGACGAGGCUCGCCACGAGGUCGGGCUCGCGUUUGACUUCAAGAAGCAGCAGGAGUUGAAGGAACAGAGACAGCGCGAGUGGGAAGAACGCAAGCGGAAGAUGGUCGAGGAGAGAAGAGACUUCCUCCUGCAGGCCCGGAAGCAACGCAAAGCGGAGAAGAAGAAGAGAAAGGAACGCGAGAGAGCAGCGAGAAACGCGCAGAAAAAGUGCAAACGUGGCGAGUCAAGCAGUGAUAGCUCCUCUUCCUCGUCUUCCUCCUCUUCCUCCUCUUCCUCCUCUUCCUCUUCCUCCUCUUCCUCUUCGUCGUCUGAGGAGGAGCACGAGAAGAGGACUGCAAAGCGAGAGAUGAAGAAGGAGGUGAAGAAGGAGAGAGAAGACAGAGAACUGGAGGCGGAGCGAGGACGAGAAGGACCGAGGCGACAGCGAGAAGUGAGAGAACGGUCGAGAGAGAGGGAGCGACCAAAGGAGGAAAGGAACAACUUCCUGAGAGAAGAUGAACGGCGAGAAAAAACAAGGAUGGACCCAGAAGACACACGGAGCGCAGAUCGUGAAAGAAGAGAAGACAGAGACAGAGAAAGGAGAGAAGAAGAGGGAGACCGGAGAGAAAGAGACAGAGAAAGGAGAGAAGAAGAGAGAGACAGGAGAAGAAGAGACAGAGAAAGACAGAGAGAAAACAUGGAAAGACACAGGGAAAACGACCGAGAAAGACGGAAGACAAGAGAGGGAGAGAGAGACCCGCGUUUCGGGUAUGAAGACGGCGAAGAGAUAGGAGACAGGAAGGAGCAACAUGUGAAGCAAGAGAGAGAACAGGGAAGAAAUGGAAAAGAGGGAACUCGAGAGGAGUCCCAGAAAGAUGUCGAAGAGGAGCUAGACGACCGGAGAACCCCCGACCUGGAACGCGAGAGAACGCGAAGAAGGGCAGAGCGACAUGCGAACACAGGGAGAGAAGAAGCUGAGGAAGCGAGAGAAAGGAGACACAACCACGGAGAAAGGACACACAACCACGGAGAAAGGAGACACAACCGCGGAGAAAGGAGACACAACCACGGAGAAAGGAGACACAACCACGGAGAAAGGAGACACGACCGCGAAGAAAGGAAACAUGACCGCGAAGAAAGGAGAUACGACCGAGGAGACAGGGGACAUGAUCGAGGUGAUCGACAAAGAGAAGUGUCUUCUCGCGUUCUUGUGAAACGUGAAGUCGAGGAGGAAGACGAUCGUAGGAAGCGAAGAAGAACGGAGGGAGAAGAAGAGCGAACUGGAGGAAGAGACCGACGGAGGGAGGAAGAGAGAGGGGGCCCUGAGGCUGACGGGCAUUCGUCGAAUACUCGACACAGACGAGAGAGAGACUCCGAGGAACGAGAAGACGCACGAAAAAGAAGAAACGCCGAAGACGGAAAAGAGAGAACAGAUGGCGGGCUAGACAGAGACGAAGAGUACAGACAGGAGAAGGGGAGACGCCGAAGAAGUGUGUCCAGCGGUGACGCAUAAGAACGCAUACCGAAAGGCAACAUCAGAGAAAAGAAAGAGGUGAAAACAAAGACAAGAAAGAGGCAAGGAGAGGCAAACGUGGAGUGACAAGAGCAGACAAACAGGGGUGGAAAAAAGGAAAACAGCUUAGGUGGGGCAAGGAACCGAGAAGGAACUGGUCCGUGUCGUGUGCCAGAGGAGGCGAGGAGGGGGAAAGAGACGGAUGAAGAUGUCCUUCUUUGUUGGGGGAUUUUUCCGUAGAUGACGACGCGUUUUUUGCCACGGAAGAGGAACUUUGAGGACCCGCGGAGGUCGCUGGGGGCUGCGCACCGCGGCUUCUCAGACACGCCAGAGGUGGGCCAAUCUACAGGGUGUCGGAUAGAGAGGAAAGGGAGCGUGAAGACGCGAAGGCAGAUGAGUGACGAGGAAACAGAGAUCGAAGGCAGAGAUUGAAAAAGGAAAGAAAAGUCCCAUUUUAAGGCGGCCACAUGUUGCUCCCUCCAGUCGCUUUGCGAAGGCUGGUAGGUGGAAGAGGAUAAGAGAGGAUGCUCGAAGGACGGAGAGAGCUACGAAGACAGAAGGGAGAUUUUCUUCACCCCAGUGCUUCGCUUUUCAAGAAAGGAAAGAAAACGAGGCGUUCGCAAGGAGACGAAGCAGGGCGGAUGGACCUCCAAAGAGCUUUUCAUGGUCGAAAAGAGACCACGGGCGUCCGCCGUCUGGUACAAAGUGUCAAACCUACUGCUGACUGCGAUGGGGAAUACGCUGUGGAAUGUGUUUCUUCAUAUCAGUGCGUGGUGGUUCUCUCGGAAAUCCGUUAUGUGACGAGGGUGGCGGUUCGUACUUUUUCGCGACUGAGAGAGACAGAGAAGGCGAAGAAGGUGGAACAGAAAAGGUGACGAGAGCGAACGAGAGACAGAGGCAAACGAGCAGCAAAGGGCGAGAAGGGAGAGGAGUGUGGCUCGUGGUCGCUCAGAGGGAAGCUGCGAAAGCAGAAAUGCCGACGUUUCGUGAGAGGAGCCGAGAAAGCGGAUGCCUUAUGCUGUUUUGUCAACCAAGAACCAGAAAGAUUAUCGGAGAGUGACAACGUGCAUGCAGUUGACAUGAAUCUUUAAUCAGUUCGCACAGCUUUCGCAAGUCGAACGACUGAAAAAAACUGUCCUUUUCUUUUUGACUGCAUGUACAGUGGAGAACUCGAGUUUUUGUCUCCCGCGUGUAUCGCCUCUUGAGUGAGUCCUUUCAACUGAUAUCUUCUUUCGUCUUCCUCAGCUCACCGGCAGGGGAAUUCUCGAAUUCUUCGUCAAAAACAUUUCUUCUCCAGUUUUUCCUCUUUUUCACGAGAUCCCUGAGCUGCGUGUCGAUGCUUAAACACUUUGAGAGGGUCCGAAACUCCCCACGCGUCUCCACGAGUUUUUUCAUUGUGCAUGUCCUCUGUCCAACGAGAAACCUUUUCUCACUUUAAUUCGAAUCAGUUAGCCGAGUUGCUUCUCUCUGGAGUCUCUCUGCCUCCUCAGAGCUUCUGCCUGUCUCGCACCAAUAGAACAAGGAACGUAGGGCGCGGUUGACCAUUGCUGCUUUUUCAAGGAGACACUUUUUGGAAGGAUGUGCCGAUGAUUUUCUCUACCCUUCUCUGCCUCAUCUGUGCAGUCGCUCCUCGAAUGCGGGCCGCUUUCUCGACAACUUAAUAAAUCAAAAUUGCAUGCAACAACAAACCCUGGGGCAAGCCCCGGCGUUCAUUCCAUGUUCCGCGGUCCGUACUCGACGAAUUCGCACUUUAAACGCGGCAUUCUCUGCGCCGGCAGUGUGGCUCAAACUGUGUUCUUUGUUUCUGAAUAAACUUUGCAACAGGAUAGGGAGGUCAAUCCAGGACAACAAGGACCGAGGGAGCAGUUAACGGGUCCUCACAGCAACCGCGAUCAGUUCUGUUCUAUCGGUGCACGACUGAGUAGGAGCUUUCCGUCGCUGCUAUACGGCGUCUCAUGCAUUCCUCAAUACCUGGAAUUGCCAUUUGUCAAGGUCUUUGUUCACGGUGAUCCCAGUCCUGAUUGUAGCGAAACAGCGAGAGCGGCUGAACUUCCUCCUUUUUCAUUUCCGGACCUUCCAGAUCUCAACAAGUGGUGCAACGGGCAGGCUCUCUUCCGCAAAAAGGGGUGCUUGCAGAAACCAAGGAAUCCCACUGUAGAGAGCGCAAAAAACAGAGAGUCCGUUAGGCAGCUGAGAGGGAGGAUGCAAGCGAUGUGCGAAGAAGACGUCGUCAGAGUAAAACACGCACAAGUGCGUGGGCAUUUCAUAAACUGUAAAUGUGCCAUCUUUGGCGUUUGCUUGCUAAUAUUUCACAGCGUUGCUUUCUUGCAUGCGGUUUUUUCGUCUGACAAAACACCUCGCACUGCCGCGUGGUGGUCUCCAACGGCUGAGGUGUGUUUUUCUGAAUUUUUUCUCGAGCUGAUGAAACAAAGCUGCGAUACGGGUUCACGAUUCUGCUCUUCGAAACAGUGACACUUUCGCGGCUCAACUCAGCUGCAUUCCCUCAGUGCUAUGUAUAUAUAGAAGUACAUAAAUAUUUAUAUAUGUAAAUAGAAAUAUGCAGAUGUGAAUACGCGCAUAUGCGGGUAUAUACAGAAAUAAAAUUAUAUUUAAAUAUAUGUAUAUAUAUAUAUGUAUAUAUUUGUGUUUAUCGGUAGGCAGAUCAAAGGUAUGUUUCUCUGUUUGCUGUAGGAGGCCCGUGGUUUCGUGUUGCUUGAGUGCUUCUCUGCUUCCGUCGGGAGAAGAGUUGCCGCAGGGACGAGAAAGGCUUCCCAGGCAACAAAAGAGAUGUUGACACACCAUGAGUCAGUUGUUGGCAAACUCUUCCGCAAACGAAGAUCCUCGCGCUUU